ACCGUCGGGGCUGUGCCGUGCCGCAGGCCUGCCCCGUACCGCGCUCCCGGUGCUGUCGGAGCUGCCUGUUGCAUCCCAGAUACUUCUAGGGCUGCCCGUUGCCCCUCCCGCGGCUGCACCUUAUCCCUCUCAGUGUCCCCGGGGCUGCCCGUUACAACCCCCGGUACCGUCGGGGCCGCCCGUUAUCUCCGUAGGUACACCUGGGAGUGCACACAGCAUCCCCCUGGUACCCCCGGGGCUGCCUGUUACCCCCUCCCGGGGCUCUCCGUUACUCCUCCAUGUCGCCCCGAAAAGGAUUACGCAGCGGACAGGUCCGGGGCUCCCGGUGCCGCUCUGCCCGGCCCCGCAGGACGGUGAAGCGGGAAGAUCUCGGUGCCCCCCGCCGCCACCGGCCCCCUCGGAGCCAAAAACCCUCCCGGGAUAAACCUCGCUUCAGAGCUGCUCAGCCCAGACCCGUGCCCCAGCAGCCGGGAGGUCGCAGUGCCAACCCCUGCCCCGGGCUCUGCGGGGCUCGGGGGCACUUCGACGGCUCCCCGGGGCGUGCCCUGCUCCAUCGCUGCCCCCCCCCCAGAGCUGAGUUUUCACCCCAAAACGGAGCCGGAGCAGAGGCUGCUGGGACCGCGCUCGGCUGGGGAGCUCCGGGCGGAGCGGCCAAAGCCCCGCACCGGAGGCUCCCGGUAGGACGGGAGAGGCAGGACACACACACACACACACCGGUGACCCACGGCACGGUCAGCACAAGAUCCCCCCCCGUCUAAAGCCCCACCGAGCGGGUCCGUCCUUGGGACCAAGCGGCGAGCGCGGCCCCGCGCCAGUGCCCUCCGGCUCCGGCCGCAUUCCUGCCGGGACGCCUCCGCUACGGGCGGGAAUGCGGCCGGACAAAGGGCACUGUGUGUCCAGCCCCCCUCCCCCCCCGGCUGCAUGCUGCCCCCUCCUCGCCCAGUCACCAAGCUCAGCUAAAUGCCACUUUUGAGCCCCGGGCACCCAGCACCCCCGGGGCCCCCGCCCCGACUGCCCGGCGCCCAUUGGCUCGAGGCCGGGGCACCGCUGGCAUCAUUCGGGCACUGCUCGCUCUUAAACCUCGGCCCCCGUGCCCCUGGCACCCUUCUGCACUCCGCCGUGCCCCGCGUACCACCAAGCCCUCCAUGCGGCUCGGAGCCGGCCGGUGACAGGCAGCCACCAUGUCGCAGGGUGCUGGGGGCAGCGGCAGCCUCCUCCUCCUCCUCGCCGGGCUCCUCUCCGUGCUGGGGCCGUCCCCGACGUCGUCCAUCCACGUGUACACGCAGCGGGAGGUGCACGGCACGGUGGGCUCCCACGUCACCCUGUCCUGCAGCUUCUGGUCCAGCGAGUGGAUCUCCGAGGACAUCUCCAUCACCUGGCACUUCCAAGCCGAGGGCUCCCGCGACAGCAUCUCCAUCUUCCACUACGCCAAGGGCCAGCCGUACAUCGAUGACGUGGGCAGCUUCAAGGAGCGGAUGGAGUGGGUGGGCAACCCCCGCCGCAAGGACGGCUCCAUCGUCAUCCACAACCUGGACUACACCGACAACGGCACCUUCACCUGCGACGUCAAGAACCCCCCCGACAUCGUGGGCAAGUCCUCCCAGGUCACCCUCUACGUCUUCGAGAAAGUGCCCACCCGUUACGGCGUCGUAUUGGGCUCCGUCAUCGGCGGUGCCCUGCUGCUGGUGGCCGUGGUGGUGGCCCUGGUCUACCUGAUCCGCUACUGCUGGCUGCGGCGCCAGGCGACCCUGCAGCGACGGCUGAGUGCCAUGGAGAAGGGGAAGCUGCAGCGAUCGGCCAAGGACGCGUCCAAGCGCAGCCGGCAGGCCCCCGUGCUCUAUGCCAUGCUGGACCACAGCCGCGGCACCAAGGCGGCGAGCGAGAAGAAAGCCAAGGGCGCCCCGGGAGAGUCCCGCAAGGAUAAGAAAUAGCGGUUAGCAGGCAGGGAAGGUACCACGGGGGUGGGCACCGGGGCCCCCCAGCCCCCCAAAGUCAUCAUGACCAUCGAGAUGGAGCUGCGGGGGGAGGCCGCCGCGGAGGCUGCUCGCCCCCCGCCCGCUGCCCGCUCCCCCAGCAAGGGCAGCCUCAAGAGCGCCCUGAUGAACAUCAUCAAGCCCAACUCGGGGACCUGACAGCCAGGCCGAGGUGGGGGAACAGAAUACGAACCCCCCUCCAGCUCCGGGAUGGCACGGGACCCGGCGAGGAGCGGGGUGUGGUCCUCGCCCCGGGUCCCUCCAGCCCUGGGGACGCCCCUGCUGUCCCCCCGCCCUGCCCCGAAGCCCCUCGGUCGGUACCUUCCUCUGCACAGCCGCUGCCCCGCCCGGCCCCGGGCCCUGGUGUAAUUUUUCUAUUCGAAGACACAACCUCUCCGUUUUGGGUCUGUUCCCCACCCCGGGCUGCCUCGGUCUCCCCUCCCCGGGGACCCGUGGGGUCCCCGUGGGGUCCCCGUGGGGUCCGUGCUGUCCCCAUCCCUCCCUGCCACCCAAACAGUCUCCCAGAGGGUUCCUCUGCCCACAUCCUCGCUCCUUUUCUGGCCGUUUUCUCGUCUCUCCCCGCGACCGACCCCAAAUGACGUCGUGGGGUGGCCCUCGCCCCAUCCCCCCUCCACCCUGCUCCGGUCCCACAUUAACCCCCCCCCCUCCCUAACCUCUGAGCCCCCUGUGUCGGCCGGAGCCUCGCGUAGGAGGAGGAGAGGCUGCAGCCGGGCCGGAGGAGCCGCUGGUGCCCACCACACCGGAGCUGGGCACGGCUGCCCGAUGUGUUUUUCUAUGCCCUGCCCCUGUGCCCCCCUCCCCCCGCCAUCUCCAUGGUGUCAUUAAUAAAACUCACAUGUCCAGGA
Messenger RNA from Pogoniulus pusillus (Red-fronted tinkerbird), 2839 nucleotides. RefSeq names its product myelin protein zero (gene MPZ). The coding region runs from base 1182 to 1931 and encodes 249 amino acids. Gene Ontology annotation, biological process: myelination. Gene Ontology annotation, cellular component: plasma membrane. The transcript has 6 exons. Lineage: Eukaryota; Metazoa; Chordata; Aves; Piciformes; Lybiidae. The record is from RefSeq and is a predicted model, not a curated record.